Molecule: messenger RNA, 5070 nt
Organism: Ictalurus furcatus (blue catfish)
Lineage: Eukaryota; Metazoa; Chordata; Actinopteri; Siluriformes; Ictaluridae
Gene: klc1a
Product: kinesin light chain 1a
Exons: 18
Coding region: 248-2233 (661 amino acids)
Biological process (GO): axo-dendritic transport
Cellular component (GO): kinesin complex; cytoplasm; membrane-bounded organelle
Molecular function (GO): kinesin binding
Source: RefSeq, a predicted model, not a curated record
GAGAGGGAGGGAGGAGUGAGAGAGAGUGGCUCCUGCAGCAGGACCUCAGUGAAGUUGAUCUUUCCUCCGCGCUGUUUUGGAGAGAAAUCUCAGCGCACACAGUGCACCUUCACCGCCUCACCGGAUGGGCUGCUCAUUCAGAGCCCUAACAGCCAGCUCUCCUUUCUAAAGAAAAAAAAAAAAAAAAAAGAACCGUGACACAUUACCGAAUAAACAUUUUGACCCGGCUGGAUGUUCUACAGAACCGAUGCGUGAGGAAAUGUCGAGUUUGGUGUGUGUGAAGGAGGUGGAGGGGCAGGGUGACCCUGCGGAGAAGCUGUCCCAGGACGAGCUGCUGUGUCGGACACGGGAGGUGAUGCAGGGGUUGGAGGCUCUGCGUGCUGAACACCAGGCCAUCCUGGAGGGUCUGAUGGGAACGCUGCGUUGCCUCAAACAAACCCAGGAAGGCCGCACUGUCGAAGAGAAGACCGUCAUGAUUCAGCGCUCGCUGGAAAUGCUAGAGCUCGGGCUUAGUGAAGCACAGGUAAUGAUGGCUCUUUCAGGGCACUUGAGCGCAGUCGAGGCUGAGAAACAGAAGCUUCGAGCACAGGUCCGGCGGUUGUGCCAGGAGAAUCAGUGGCUGCGUGAUGAGUUGGCAGGCACACAGCAGCGGCUGCAGAAGAGUGAGCAGAGCGUGGCCCAGCUGGAGGAGGAAAAGAAGCACCUGGAGUUCAUGAAUCAGCUAAAAAAAUAUGACCAGGAUCUCAGCCCAACAGAUGACAAAGACUCUGACUCGAGCAGGGAGACUCUGGAUGAUCUUUUCCCUGAUGAUCAGGAUGAGUCAGCCUCUGGCAUCCAGCCCCCACACAGCAGUGCUGUAGCAGCAGCUCAGCAGGGAGGCUAUGAGAUUCCAGCCCGGCUCCGAACCCUGCACAACCUGGUGAUCCAGUACGCCUCUCAAGGCCGCUAUGAGGUAGCCGUGCCGCUGUGUAAACAGGCGCUGGAAGACUUGGAGAAGACCUCGGGUCACAACCACCCUGAUGUCGCCACAAUGCUUAACAUUCUUGCCCUCGUCUACAGGGAUCAGAAUAAGUACAAAGAGGCUGCAAACCUUCUGAAUGAUGCACUUGAUAUCAGAGAGAAAACACUGGGAAAAGACCAUCCUGCGGUGGCUGCUACACUAAAUAAUUUGGCUGUCCUUUAUGGUAAACGUGGGAAAUACAAAGAGGCAGAACCACUAUGUAAAAGGGCACUGGAGAUCAGAGAGAAGGUGCUAGGGAAAGACCACCCCGAUGUGGCAAAGCAGCUGAAUAACCUGGCUUUGCUGUGUCAGAACCAGGGCAAAUAUGACGAGGUGGAAUAUUACUACCAGAGAGCCCUUAACAUCUAUCAGACCAAGUUGGGCCCUGAUGACCCCAAUGUAGCCAAGACCAAAAACAAUCUGGCCUCAUGUUAUCUGAAGCAAGGGAAGUUUAAGCAAGCAGAGACUCUCUAUAAAGAGAUCCUCACACGAGCUCAUGAGAGGGAGUUUGGCUCUGUAGAUGGUGAGAACAAGCCUAUCUGGAUGCAUGCAGAGGAGAGAGAGGAACAGAGUAAAGGGAAGCAGAAAGAUGGCUCCCCAUUCGUAGAGUACGGUGGCUGGUACAAGGCCUGCAAAGUGGACAGCCCCACUGUAACGACCACACUCAAGAACCUGGGUGCCCUGUACAGGCGGCAGGGCAAGUUUGAGGCCGCUGAGACUCUGGAGGAGGCUGCUAUGCGCUCCCGAAAAAAGGGUCUGGACUCCACCCAUAAACAGCGUGUGGCGGAGGUUCUGGGGGAUCCAGAGGCUCGGGAGAAGCAGCGCAGCAGAGAGAGUCUGAUAUCUGACACGGUGAAGUACGAGAGUGGCCCAGAUGGAGGAGAGGAAGAGCAGUGCUCAGGGCACAAAACAGAGAAGACUUCAGCAGAGCGAAGAGGGGAUGGCUCAGGCUCAUUAAAGCGCAGCGGCUCCUUCAGUAAACUCCGAGCCUCAAUUCGCCGUAGCAGUGAGAAACUCGUCCGCAAGCUCAAAGGAGGCGGCUCACGAGAAAACGAACCCAAGAAUCCUGGUGUGCUUGCAUGUGGCUCUCUCGGAAGCAGCAUGAAGAGGGCCAGCUCUCUGGGGGUUCUCAACGUACCGGACAAACCUGUGGGCGAACUCUUCAAAGAGCGAAAUAAUCGUCUGAGGAAGAGUCGGGAUCUGAGUGCCAGUCACACUGACCUAGCGCAUUGAAGCUCUGCAUGGCACGUGCUGAUGAAGUCGAGAGGGUUCAGUGAGGGCACAGACUGAGGCAACUUCUACACCCUUCUCCCAACCUCAACUCUUUUUUUUUUUUUUUUUUAAAUAAACACAGGAAACCCUUUACAGAUGUUUACCUUUACUUGCCUUUACUUUCCAGAACUAAGUAAACAAAUUUAGCUUGUGUAAUGUCUUCGGACAACACUAGAAAUUAUACGAUCAACUGCUGAUUAAGUGCAACUAACAAUCAUGCAUUCUCAACCCACUCCCAGACCCAGAAGUGUGAGUACUGAAAUGCAUUUUGAUUUGUGAAAUAAAAUUGAACUUGGCACAUUAUUCAGGCUCAGGUUAGGGAUUUAUACAUUUGUGGCACUUUCAACCCAAUGAUUCAAUGAUUAAUGCUCUGUAUGUCCUUUUAUUUGAUAAUUUUUUGUCAUCUUGUUGUCUAAUGUGUGUGAAGGAUAUGGCAGCAUCUAAUUUGAAUGUGUGCGUAUGGUUGUAGUAAAUAUGCUUUAUUCCUAUUUGUUUUCUACCCAAUUCAUUUUCAGUAACAUUAGAUGUUCAGCUUCAUAACUUUGUCAGGCUUUUACUGGACUAAUUUAUUUUUUAAAAAAUUUGUUGUGGUAAAUUAUGAACCACACCUGUUUUAAGGUCUCUGUUUACAUUCUGUAAUGUUUUAUUAUGGCAUUAGAUCCCCCCCCCACCAGUUGUUGUAUCAGCCUACUCAAGAAGCCUUAAAUGGUCCUGUUGGAUGUUUUUCUUUCAAAUGUCCAUAAUUAAGAAUGUGGAUCAAAGGUUUAAGAAACCAAGGAAAACUGCACUUCACUGGUCUCAUGGAGAAAAGGUUACCAGCCUUUUCUUACAGUUGUCAUCUGACAACUUUUUACUUCUUUAUCUGUUACAAUUUUUUUUUUUUUUAAAUAUAAAGUUAUACAGAUUGAUGUAGGUGAGUUGAAGGACUGGUUCUAUUUAACUUCUCAUAUUGGUCAUAUAUCUGAACAAGGCAAAAUAUUUUUGAAAAGGAUUAUUGAAGAAAUGUGUACUGCCUCUUUUCAUCAACUCUGGUUGAGGAAGAGCUAAAAUCAGUUAUAAUAAACAGCUGUAUGUGCACUGUAAAUUUGUAUCUAUGAACAGUCAUGAAGUAGGUUACAUGACCUGAGAGUGACCAGAUCAGGUCUCUAAUUAAUGAUUGAGAUGGUUUACUGAUUGGUAAGUCAAUUACUCUUUAUGAUUUAAUGGUAUAAAUAAAUCUCAGUCCUUUUAUCCAAAGAGUGAACCACCUUUUUAAGAAUAAAAAUGGACCACUGAAGGCAAGGUUCAACUCCACAAGCAUCCGUGAGGAAAAUGAAUAAAGUUCAUGCGAGUUUGUUAUAAACUGCAUGUACGUUCUCUGCAUUGGGCUGCUUCUCUGCAUUCUGACAAAGUGCAAUAUUGUAGCUGCUUUGUGUGUUUGUUCUGUUUGACCUUAUAUAUGACAUUCUACUGACAAAAGCUGCUUGGCUUGGUGUCUUUGUUAAUAAAUUUGUGAUUAAAUAUGAAUCUAUCUUCACUGUUGUACGUAUCUGAUAUAUUCUUCCGCUUAUUUGAGUUAUGGGUGCUGUUACGUGCAUGUAUCUUUUUUUUUUGUGCGUUUUUAAUGCAGUCAUGGGAUGAACAUUCAUUUUGAAGACUGAAAUGACUGGUUGUCAGCCAGUGUGAUUUAAAAAAAAAAAAAAGGCUGUUGAUCAGCUUUUAAAUAGUGUAGAUGUUGAUACAAUCCUAUUUGCAGGGUUAUUAAUACAGUAUAAUUAUACACGGUAGGGUCAUACAGUGGAUUCCAGAAUGUUAUGUGGCACACAGCUCCAAAAAACUUCAUUCAUCACAGUAUUUCAUCUCUCAAGCAUUAAAUGGUUUCUUGUUUAUGUUUUAAAUUGUUGUUAAAUGAUUCUGCGCCAUUAAAAUCUCACAAGCCCAAAGUUUAAGGCCUUCUGAUCUACUAUUUGACCUAUGGCAUAAUCAGGGAGUGUUUUGGGGGUUUAAGUUCCUCCUUUAAUUAUUCUACCUGCAGUGUUGGCUAGACAUUUCCACCUGCCUCGUCAGUCACAAUGGUUUGAAGUUCUGUGACUGCUGUGUGGUGGUAAAAUUGCAAACACCUGAAUAAACAUAAAAUCUCUCCUGAAUCACUUUGAGUUGAAGGCCUGUCUGUUGAUCUCAAUCAGCCAUUAGUUAAAGCUCUCCAACAUAAAAGUUAUCAGAAUGUGAGCAUUGUUAUUUUAUUGAUGUUUUUAAAUGGGAAAGAUGGUUAUUAAUCUGAGGUUUAGUUGGGGUUUCUCACAUGGGUAAAAUUACUUUAGCAUUAAACAUAUUUGAGUAAUAAAGUACGGCUCGUAAAUGGAGCUUUACAUCAAAAAUGAGCGCAACACAAACAGGCUAUUAUGGCUUAAUAGGGCAUCCCUUUGUGGUAUAUCUGAGAAAAAAAUUUUUUUUCUAAAUGAGUAAUGAGCAGGUCAAUUCAUUAAAGAGUAAGGAUGGAUUGUUUUGGGGAGUUAGCUAAUAAAUUAUGGACUGCAAGUCCUGCAGGGGCAGGUUUUGUUUGAUUAAUAAUUGCUUUCUUUUUUGUUUGCUCUGUGGUCCAUCAGACCAAUUAAGUGUACGAUAUUACUGAAUUUUAAUAAAUCUUCAUAUUUACAGCAAUACAGCUAGGGCUUGUGAUUAUAGCUUUACACAGCCAAACCACUGACCGACUGCCUGCAUUUUAAUGUCAUAGGCCCGCUACGGUCCAUUUAUCUAUUUGAAUAUAACAUUGUGAAGUCUUUAGCUUUGUGAAGGUGGACCCAGCGAAAUAGAAAUGU